ACUGUCUCUCAACUUCGUCUUACUGUCUCUCAACUUCGUCUUUGUUUAAAACUGUUGUAAUUUAAUUUGCAAGGCCGACAAUUGGAUUUAAAGUGCAUAUAGAUAAUGAUGUUCGCUGGAAUUACUGAUGCAAAGCCUUUCGAUUCAGUAUAGUAAGUAGACAAUCAUGUUUUCGGUAAGAAGAUUGUUGAGAUCGGCCCAAUGUUUACAAACUAACCAUCCAUCAUUUAGACAUGUGCACGUGGAUUUAAAGAAAACUUUGCAGUCAUCUUUAGAAAAUUACACGGAUUUAAAACUAUUUCCUCAGCGAAUUUCGAAUUGUGGUUUUGGAAGAAGUUUUACCAACACAUUUGUAGAUUAUGGAGACUAUGUGGGUCCAAAUGAAAAUGCUCUAUUUCAUGUGCAAUUUUCUAGUGUUUUCAAAAGAGGAUUUGACUGUUUGCAGCAAUAUCUGAAAAAUGAUGUUGGUCUCUUUGACAACUUUCACUUGGACGGUGUUUCUAAUGAUGAUAGAGACCAUUUCCAUGCAUUAACUGCUCUGAGAAUUUUUCUGGAAAAGCUUGCAUUCCAUGAAAGUAGCUUAAAAAGCUCACAGAGAAAUGCAUUUGAUGGUAAAAAGGAAGGAGAAAUAGCAGCACUGUUGAGUAACCAUCUGUUGUCAUGCUUAGUGUAUGGGAAUAAAUACCUCAUCAGCAAUACCUACCAAAAGCAACCAUCACAAUGUCCAUGUCUAAAUCCAAUCCAGUGUAUGGAACAUAUUCCAUAUGGAGAGACAGGUUUAGGACAUGAGGAGCUAUGGUAUGGACACCCAGGCAUAGUUUUGAUCCCAGAGGACCCACCAGACUACAUACCCAUUAUGGUUUAUGAAGAAUUCCCAAAUAAUGAUGAUGAUGAUGGUGUUGGUCAAGAAAGAAACAUUAGGGGAAACAAAGAAAACUCAACAGAAAAGUGUGACUUUGAAUCUGAAGACAUGCAUUUUGACAAGUGUGCUGAACAGAUCUUUAGCCAAGCCAUUACCUUUUCAUUUCAUCGAGGGAAUGCUAUGAAUGAUAGUUGUAUCCAACCUGUGUCAACUUUAAUUCCAUCUUUGGUACUGACUCCUUCUAAGUAUUACAUAGUGAUGUACGAUUACAUGAAUGACAUUUUACUUAGCAGUAGUCACCAGUGUUGUUCAUGGUGGGAUGACAGCGAUAUGAAGUUCAAUAUGUCAGCUGUUCUUCAGAUGUGGAUGGUGAUAAAUUAUGUAGAUUUUGUUCCUGUUUUAAGCCAAAAAGCAGAACAUGUUUUAGCUGGUAGUGGUAAUUUUCACAACAUAUUAAGAAGCAAGCAUUUGUUUCAAAAGACUAAACAUAUUUCUCGCAAAUUAAUAUUCAUUUCUCAGAAAUGUACAAAACUCAUCAAUAAGGGAGUUAGUGUUGAUCUAGAUGAGGAAGUACAAUGUAUAUAAAGUUCCCUAGUAUAACUACUUGACACUUUUAAGGCAUACAUUUGUAUAUUAUACAUGUAUAAUGUUCACUUGUGUGCACAAAUUUAAAAGAUAGAAAAUACUGGCAAUGUUUUUUAUGUUUUCUGUUUUCAGCUCACUUAUUUCAAAAGCAUUAUCAUGUUUUAAUGUUUUCAUGAAUUUUAUUUGUGCCAGCUUCAGCCAAACUUAGCACCAAGAAUUCAUAGAAAUACUGCUGGCUUCUCAAGCUUAUAAAGCUAUAAAUAAUAUGUUGAUAAUAUAACAAUACCCAUCUAUCUUUUUGCAAUUGUACACCAGAGCGUUUUGACAUCAUACAUAGAAAAUUAAAACUAAUGAUAAAUGGUUGAUGUUGGUUUUUGUAAGCUAUGACCUGAUGUGUCAUAAAAAGGACCCCAUUGGUGUAACAUGAAAUAACACCCCAAGCAACAAGUUGUGAGGUGGUGGGAAGGGGGCAUAAUGAUUUUGACCUGUCCAUCAGUCACUUAGUCCGUUCAUCUGCCAGAGAACAUCAUCAAACUAUUGAAAAAGUAUGAAAGUGAAAAAUAAGCAUACUACUUAAAAAAAUAUUUUUUUUUUAAGUAGUAUAUAUAUAAAUUUAUAAAUAAAAAAAUAAAAUUUAUUUCCAUUAUGUUUGGGAAAAUUUUGGCCGUUUUUGAACUGUUAAGCUCACCUGAGCAGAAGGCUUCGGUUAGGUUUUCUGAUCAAGAUUUGUCCGUUGUAUGUCAUCGUUGUUGUCUGAACUUAUUCACAUUUUCUUCUUCUUCACCACUGGGCAGAUUUCAAUCAAACUUAGCACAAAGCAUUUCUGCCCGAACGGGAUUUAAAUAUGUUCAAAUGAAUGACCACAUUCUUUUUAAGGGGGAUAAUUUUGAAUUAUUAAAAAUGUGUUGUUUAUUUUUCAAAAACCUUCUUGUCAAAAACCAUUUAGCCAGAAAAGCUUAAAUUUGUGCAAAAGUAUCUUUAUUAGUGUAUAUUCAUGCUUGUUCAAAUCAUGGUCCCAGGGAGUAAGGUGGGGCCACAAUUGUGGGAUAAAGUUUUACAUAGAAAUAUAUAGAGAAAAUCUUUAAAAUCUUCUUAAAAACCAUUUUACCAUCAAAAGCUUAAUUUUUUUGGAAGCAUCCCAAGCUAGUGUAAUUUCAUAUUUGUUCAAAUCAUGGUCCCCAGGGGUAGGGUGAAGCCACAACGGAGGGAUGAAGUUUUUCAUUGGAAUAUAUAGAGAUAAUUUUAAAAAAUCUUCUCUAAAAACCAAUUUCUAAAUACCAGGAAAUGUCAAAAUUUUGUAGAGACAUCGUCAUGUUGACGUGUAGAUUCAAGUGUGUUCGAAUCAUAAUCCUAGACCUAGGGUGGAGUCACGACGGGGUUUUUUCAAAUUUAUGCAGAUAAGAAGAUAAAAACAAUCUGAUUUUUUAAAAAAUUUUGAAUGUUGUGCAUGUUGUUCCAUGCUGAAUGGAAAAGCACUCAGGCAUAUAAGCUGAAACUUGUGUAGAUUAAAGUUUGAUCAAGCCACGAUUCCCUGGAGAAAAGUGGGACCACAAAGUAGGAGUUUUUGAAAUCACUACUAAUGCAUAGGUACAGAGAAAAAUGUUCUCACUAAUACAAUAAAACAAUAAAGGUGGCUUGGUGCUUACAUGUACCAUAACAGUAUGUUGCUAAAAGUUAACAGAUUUUUAACUAUAUACUGUACUUAUUUGUCAACAUAUUUUGAAUUUGAAACACUGUAAUGCUGAUUUGAUCAGCUUUUGUUCCUCAGGUGAGCGAUGUGGCUUAUGGGCCUCAUGUUUGAAAUUUGGCCAUGCAUUUUGGACAAAUUUACACCUUAAGUUCAGACGACACUUUCCUCAAUUUUAUAUAAUUUUUUCCAUGAACUUGUUAUUGAUUUAUUAUUUCUUUGCAAAGCUUCUUGCAAAAAAUUACGGUACCUGACCAGGCGUUUAUACAAGAUACUAGAAUAUGCAGUUUCCUAUAUAAUCUUCUUAAAAAUACACUUGAAUUGCUGAUGUAAACAUUUUUAAAAAGAAAUUAUUAUUUUUCGAGGAACGUGUCGUCUGACCUAAAGUAAAUGACUUAAAUUAUUACAACCCCCGUGCAAACUCAUUCUCUCUCAUACAUUAAUUUACUUUCUUAUUAUUUAUAGCUAAUGUAUUUUUUUAUUGCAUAAUUAGAUCAACCUUUUUAGAUGUCAUUGUCAGACACCCGUUGAAUAUUACAUGUAAUCAAAAUCAAAAUCGAAACUUUGGUAGUAACUGUGUUGUGUGACAAACUGAUUAAUUUAAGGAGUUUAUCUUUCAAAUUGGGACUGUUUUAUGUUACAUUAUGUUUUAGCUCACCUGAGCUGAAAGCUCAAGUGAGCUUUUCUGAUCACCUUUUGUCCGUCGUCCGUCUUUUGAACUUCUUCUCUAAAACCGCUUAUCCAAUUUCAACUAAAUUUGGCACAAAGCAUCCUUAUGGGAGGGCGAAUAUAAAUUGCAGAAAUAAAAGUCCGAUCUGUAUUCAAAGCGGAGAAAACCUUGAAACUGUAGAAAAAGGGGGGUGCAUUUUUAAAAAUCUUCUCCUCAAGAACUACUGAUUCCAAUUCAACGUAGUUUAGCAUAAAUUAUCCUUAUGGGAAGGAAAAUAUAAAUUGCAAAAAUUAAGGGCUACUUCUGUUUUAAAUCUGAGUUAGUAUGAAAAUAAUAAUAAAGGAAAGGCGUGUUUCAAUCGGGUUCGGCAUCUGGUAAAAUGGGUAGGCAAGACUUGGCCUGGGCAAAACAAAAGAUUGGCAGUUAUUAAUCUGCCAAUCUCAUUAAAAUUUCAGGAUAUUUGAUGGACCAGUAUAUUUGUAUUUGCUGUAAAUAUUGCUGCAAAAUAAUGCGUAUUUGGAAUUGACGAUUGCCGAUCUGCCCCAGCUUUAAUUUUGCCACGGCCCGGGUUUGCAUACCCAUUUUACCAAGAUUCGUAUUCCAUACUUCUAAUACGAGGUUCUUUGUUUAAAGCAGCCAUGACAUUAUACGAAAAAGGGUCGAUCUGACUAUGAUGAAUUUGCUUGUUGUGCAACAGUUCGCGUAUGAAGGGAAAUUUUUGAAACAUGCAAAAUAUAUUGGUGCCGAUUUUAUUUAGUAAAGUGAGGCGAAAUAUUUUUGAAUGCGUUGACAGUUUUCACACAUGACGUUGGUGUUAGCUUGUUCUGAUUUUCGUUUCGUUUUUAUUAUUUAUGCUUUGUAACCUGGGAACUAUAUAUCGUCUGUAUUUCGUGAUUUUUACGUAUCAAAUCAAAUAGAAACUUCGGUAAAUCAAACAGUUAACUGUUUACCUGCGCAAAUUAAGCAAAAUCUGAUGUAUCAAAAAGGUACUGAAAUACAAUUCAUUCUAUCGGUAAUUCGGCAUUAUCUUUUGCGUAAUGGUAGAUUAAUACAAUAGGUUUUGUUGAGAUGCUCGGCAUUUUCUCGAGUUUAUUCAGUUUAAUUAAAUAGAGUUUGAUAUCGCUGACGGAAAUAUGUAGGUAUAUACAUGUAUAUAUAUGAUUCAUUUCGAAAAAAUAAAUUGUGUUCUUUAUUUGUUAUAGUGCAUGUUUGUUGUGUUUAAUUGUUUUCAAUUUCCAUUUACUAACCAUAUUUGAAAGUUAAGCUUCGAAUUAUAAGCAAGAUACAGAGAUUUGAUUACAAUUCUAUGUUUGUACACAGAUCUCAAAAACUAAAGAUUAAAAAAGUAAAAAAAAUUGUCAAUAUUUAUAUAGAAAAUUAUCAAAGUCUGUUCUUCCAGAAACCAACUUUAACAAAUUAUUGUAUUGUAAACUUAACCUUUUUUCGUCAUUAUUACUCUUACUGUACAUGUGAUCCUUGACUGUGUUUGUGUACAUUUGUAUAAACUGAUUUUGAACCUCAAAUACCAGUGAACUGGUCUUGAGUGAAUAAAAGAAUUUAAAAUCUUAGGCCAUUCUUUUUUUUUUCUAUUUUAAAUGCUGAACAGGAAAUACCAAGUUAAAAAUCUUAAGCUGAAUGUAAUAAACUAAUGUGAA
This is a messenger RNA of Magallana angulata, 5459 nucleotides long. RefSeq lists its product as uncharacterized. The transcript has 3 exons. The record is from RefSeq and is a predicted model, not a curated record. Bases 167 to 1447 code for a protein of 426 amino acids. Lineage: Eukaryota; Metazoa; Mollusca; Bivalvia; Ostreida; Ostreidae.